AGCUGGGUGACAUUUGUAUUGGUACAGUACCCUUUGGUAAUUUACACAAUUACAUGCAGAUUUCGUGUAAAAAAAUCCAAAAAAAUGUACAAGAAAUCUCUGCCAUUAAGAGACUUAAGGACAUGCACAUAAAAAUAUAAGUUUACUACGUGAGUAAUAGUGUUUGCGAUAAUUGCGAGUGCGCAUCCCUUUGAUGAUUAAAAAAGGACCUCUAAAAGCAUUUAUAUAAACAAGGGAACGUAUAAAUUAAAAAUUUAACUGUUUUAGUACAAUAAAAAUGGCAAUUGAUACUGGAGAAACACAAAUUAGGUCUAAACGACCUUCAGAUAGUGCAUUUAAACAACAACGAUUACCAGCAUGGCAACCCAUUUUAACUGCAGGAACUGUUCUACCCACAUUCUUUGUAAUUGGUAUUGCAUUCAUACCAGUUGGAAUUGGUUUAUUGUACUUUUCAGACGAAGUUAAAGAGGUGGUCGUAGAUUAUACUAAUUGCAACAGAACACACAUUGGCACUGAUGGUGGAUAUAGCAUUACCACAUUAAAUACAUGUUCAGAUGCAAUUUCAAAAGAUAAAGGUUCUGAGUGUAUAUGCAACAUAUCAUUUACACUGGAAACUGAUUUUCAAGGUAAAGUGUAUCUUUAUUAUGGUUUAAGUAAUUAUUAUCAAAACCACAGGCGAUAUGUUAAAUCUAGGGAUGAUAAGCAAUUAUUAGGACGAACAAGUACCACUUUAUCAAGUGAUUGUUUACCAUUUGCCAGUGACAUUGAUAGUGCUACAGGAAAAGAACUUCCAAUAGCUCCUUGUGGUGCAAUUGCCAAUUCCCUGUUUAAUGAUACCCUCAAAAUUUUUCGAGUAUCUCAGAAUGAGAGAGUGCCCGUCCCUUUGUUAAGAACUGGUAUAGCAUGGGACUCUGAUAAAAAGAUAAAAUUUCAAAACCCUAAUGCUCCAAAAGGAUUACAAGAUGCUUUUAAGGAUUUUACAAAGCCAAAAUAUUGGCAAAAACAUGUUUGGGAGCUUGAUCCUGAUGAUCAGAAUAACAAUGGGUACCAAAAUGAAGAUCUUAUUGUCUGGAUGAGAACUGCAGCCUUGCCGACAUUUAGAAAAUUAUAUCGCAGAGUUGAUCACAACAUUUCUGGUUUUAUGGAUGGCCUUAUGAGGGGAAAGUAUGAGUUACUAGUGAAUUACACUUAUGAUGUGAGUCAUUUUGAUGGGUCUAAAAGAAUGAUUUUGAGUACAACUUCACUUAUAGGUGGAAAAAAUCCAUUCCUAGGAAUUGCUUAUAUAGUUGUUGGUUGUUUAUGCUUGCUAUUAGGCAUAACACUCCUUUUCAUUCAUAUUAAAAUGGGAAAAAGCACCACCGAAAUAAUUAACGUCACUCCUAGAACUCCGUGGACUCCACAGUAGUGAAUCUAGUGAUACACAAAGAAAAAAGUACUUGUUGCCUUAACAGUAUUUUUGAUAACUAACGUUAUAAAUAACAAUCAACAAAUUUUAAAUCUCACCAAAAUUUCUUAGAAAUAGAUAAAAAAUAAAAUGCUUUUUUAUGAAAUAGAAGAUGUAUGUAAUCCAACGAGCUUGAAAUGACGUAAAAGAAAAAACU
Agrilus planipennis (emerald ash borer) is the source of this 1601-nucleotide messenger RNA. RefSeq names its product cell cycle control protein 50A (gene CDC50). The transcript has 6 exons. NCBI's taxonomy places the organism in Eukaryota, Metazoa, Arthropoda, Insecta, Coleoptera, Buprestidae. Bases 278 to 1405 code for a protein of 375 amino acids. Gene Ontology annotation, cellular component: endoplasmic reticulum; Golgi apparatus; plasma membrane. The record is from RefSeq and is a predicted model, not a curated record.